Molecule: messenger RNA, 7220 nt
Organism: Schistocerca gregaria
Lineage: Eukaryota; Metazoa; Arthropoda; Insecta; Orthoptera; Acrididae
Product: glutamate receptor ionotropic, kainate 2-like
Exons: 17
Coding region: 136-2853 (905 amino acids)
Biological process (GO): monoatomic ion transport; synaptic transmission, glutamatergic; modulation of chemical synaptic transmission
Cellular component (GO): plasma membrane; postsynaptic membrane
Molecular function (GO): transmitter-gated monoatomic ion channel activity involved in regulation of postsynaptic membrane potential; glutamate-gated receptor activity
Source: RefSeq, a predicted model, not a curated record
GCCCUCCCGGCCGCACAGCUGGAACACACGCCGCUGCAGCCGACCGCGCCACGUCUCCUCGUCUCACUGCUGCCUCUGCUGCCACGUGUGCUACUCCAAGUCGACAGCUUGCCGGUGAGGUGUCGUGGGGCUGUGAUGUUCCAGCCACUGCUUCUGGUGUUACUGCUUCUUCCCGGACCUGAGCGCUACUGUGCAGCCAAGUACCACGUGGCGCACACUCUGCGUAUCGCCGGGCUGUUCGAAGAGGGCUCGCCCCCGGAGUGGGCGUUCGCCUUCCAGUCGGCAGUGGACGCCAUCAACCGGCAGACGGCGUCGUGGGCGCCGCAGCGCGUGUUCCGGCCCACGCUGGAGCCCGUCGUCAGGACGCUGAGCCGCGGCGACAGCUUCGGCACCGGCCGCGCAGUUUGCAAUCUGACGUCCGAGGGCGUGGCUGGCAUCGUCGGCCCGCGGCAGAGCGCCUCCACGGACAUCGUGCGCUCCGUGUGCGACCGGCUGGAGAUCCCGCAGAUCGUCACGAACUGGGAGCCGCGGCCGCCGCUGACGCGCUCCUACCAGUUCAACCUGCACCCCGACGCCAAGUUCAUCGCCCAGGCGCUGGUGGACGUGCUGCGCGAGCUGAAGUGGCGCUCCUACACGGUGCUGUACCAGGGCGACGAGUCGCUGGUGCGCCUGCGCAGUGUGCUGCAGGAGAGGGAGCCCCGGGACCCGCCCGUCGCCGUCCGGCAGCUGAGCCCAGACGGCGACCACAGACCGCUGCUGAAGGAGAUCAGGCAGUCUGGAGAGACGCGGCUGGUGCUGGACUGCGACACGGACACGGUGCCAGAGGUGAUGCGCCAGGCCGAGGAGAUCAAGCUCAUCGGCGUCUACCAGUCCUACCUCAUCACCUCGCUGGACACGCACACGCUGGACCUGGGUCGCUACCUGCGCAGCGGCGCCAACAUCACGACGCUGCGGCUCGUCCAGCCGGACAGCGAGCUCGUGCUGAAGAGCAUGCAGGACUUCCAGUACCUGCGCACGGCGCAGCCCAUCCACAUCAGACCGGAGACUCUGCGGACGGAGACGGCGCUGGUGUUCGACGCGGUGCACGUGCUGGCCAACGCGCUCUUCAAGGGCAGCACGGCGCAGCCGGUGCGCGAGCAGCGCCUGCCCUGCCACGGCGGCGUCGGCGCCGUCUGGGACCACGGCAUCGGCGUCCGAGAGUUCAUCCGCGACAUGCGGCACGAGGGUCUGUCCGGCGACAUCCUGUUCGACGCGAGCGGCUCGCGCGUGCGCUUCUCCCUGGACGUGCUGGAGUCUUCGUCCAGCGGCUUCCAGCGCGUCGCCACGUGGACUCCGCAAGAGGGCUUCCUCUCCAGCCGCACCGAGACGCAGGCGCAGCGACAGACGCAGAGCAUCAUAGAAGGCCGACACCUCAUCGUCUCAUCCCGCCUGGACGCACCAUACUUGCGUAUGAAGGCGCCCACCACACCUCCACGAGUCGGCAACGACCGUUACGAGGGCUACUCCAUGGACCUCAUCGCCAACAUCGCCGAGCUGCUCAACUUCACGUUUGAAUUCAAGCUGGCGCCAGACGGCGAGUACGGAACGUACGACAAGAGGAAGGGCACAUGGAACGGCCUCGUCGGAGAACUCAUCAACGGGAGGGCUGACCUAGCUAUUUGUGACUUGACCAUAACGGAAGAAAGACAGUCUGCAGUCGACUUUACUAUGCCAUUUAUGAAUCUCGGCAUCAGCAUCCUCUACACCAAGCCCGAGAAGCCCCCACCCAACCUAUUUUCUUUUUUGGACCCAUUCACGAUAGAUGUAUGGAUCUACAUGGCAACUGCUUUUCUUGGCGUAUCUGCGAUUUUCUUCGUUUUAGCAAGAAUGGCACCGAAUGAAUGGACGAGACCGCAUCCCUGUGAUCAAGAUAGCUCAGAACUUGAAAACACGUUCAGCUUGAUAAACAUUCUUUGGUUCACAAUGGGAUCUCUCAUGGGUGCCGGAUGCGAUCUCCUACCAAAGGCUGUAUCGACGCGGCUGCUGGCGGGCAUGUGGUGGUUCUUCACGCUGAUCGCGAUCGCGUCGUACACGGCCAACCUGGCCGCCUUCCUCACUAUCAGCAGGAUGGAGUCGCCCAUCAACAGCGUCCAGGACUUGGCCAAGCAGACCAAGAUCAAGUACGGCACCUUCGGCAGGGGCUCCACGGCAGCGUUCUUCAAGAAUUCUAACGACUCGUUGUACCAGCGGAUGUGGAUAGUGAUGAAGCAGGCACGGCCAGAUGUGUUUACCGACGAUAACCACGAGGGAGUGGAGCGAGUGAAGAAGGGGAAGGGCAACUACGCCUUCUUCAUGGAGUCCACCAGCAUCGAGUACCAGACGGCGCUCAACUGCGACCUGCGCAAAGUGGGCGGGCAGCUCGACUCCAAAGGCUACGGCAUCGCGCUGCCCCGAGACUCGCCGUACCGGACGGCGGUGAGCGGUGCGGUGCUGCAGCUGCAGGAGCGCGGCAACCUGAGCGCGCUCAAGAACCGCUGGUGGAAGGCGCCCGAGGGCCAGAAGUGCGACGAGGACGACCCGGCCAAGAACAGCACCGAGCUGGGCAUCCUCAACGUGGGCGGCGUCUUCCUCGUGCUCUUCUUCGGCACGCUCAUCGCUUUCGCCGUCUCCGUGUUGGAAUUCCUCUGGAACUGCCGCAAGAUCGCUGUAGAGGAAAUGAUGACGCCGUGGGAGGCGGUGGUGUCGGAGCUGCGGUUCAUCGUGCAGUGCGGUCUGGACGCGAAGCCGGUGCGCCGGCGGCGGGAGCCCGCGCCCAGCGACUGCAGCGACUCGCGGCUGCACUACGGCAGCCUCUGCAGCAGCGGCCGCAAGUAGGCGGGCGUGGACUCCAGCCGGCAGCGGGCGGCGUCGGGCAGCCUGACUACGCACACAGUGGCACUGUUGACGUUCCUGCGGCUCGCUCCUCCUCAUUGUGUUUAAUGUAUUUGAGUUUCUAGCAGCGUUAACGAUUGAGUAUUUGCGGACAGUGUUUCGACCGCUGACCCCUUGUCACCUCAGUAAGAUGUCCGGGCAGUGGUCUAAAUUCUGUGUGCUGCUCUGAUUGCAACCGCACCGUGAACUACCCAUCAAGUAGCACACUGUGUAAAGCCGUAUUGAACACACGUUCCACGCUAUGAAUCAAUUUUCUGCCUGUGCUCAUUCUCAUAUUCGGUGAAAUAAAUGUCUCCUUGGCUUUUUUAUGGCGGAUAAGAUGACCCAUAUACAUUGUAAGACAAAAAUAGACGACGUACAACCAGAUAAUUUUCCGAAUGGGACGCAAAUAGGUACACGUGAUGUACAUGUAUCACUUACAGACAAACAAAUACGUACAGUCUCAGAAAAAGUGAAUUAUUCACAAAUUAAGCAAGUCAGUAACGCGAUGGUCCACCUCUCUCCCUGUAAGCAGUAUUUCCGCUUGGUAUUCGUCGAGACCGUUGUUAAAUUGAAACGCGCCCUUAGAAAAAUUAUGAAUGACUGCGCUGGUAAACAUUCUUCCGUUAUUUGAUUUUCAAACAGCUGAGCCAAACUGAACGUACUCAGAUAUUUCUCUCUUUACUUAUUCUGAUCGUCGCUAAACAACAUUUUUAGCGCAACGCAGUCCGAAUUUCAAUAAUUCCCACAAAAGAAUGGCCCUGACUAACAAUAACCUAUACCUUUCAUGAAUCACUUGCCUCACAAAGAUCUUUGUUACUCGAACUACUGCAGUACAGCGAGUGCCACUACUGCCAGCUAGAUAAAAGAUUCUAACUACUGAAGGCACUAACUACUGAUAUGCAGAGUUAGCAAAUGAAAGAUUUUGAUAGAGAACAAACAAUGGAUUUACACUAAUAAUGUUGAAAAGUCAUCAUAUAGGUAUCUAUCAAUUAAUGACGUCCAUCUUUACAAAUUCUCUUUUUCUGGCGGACACACGUCCAGGUCGUCCGCUUACAGUAACCUCUCAAAACUCUGGCGUCUCUCUAUCCACAUCCGCCACUGCUGGCGGGCCGGCCGCGGUGGUGUAGCGGUUCUAGGCGUUCAGUCCGGAACCGCGCGACUGCUACGGUCGCAGGUUCGAAUCCUGCCUCGGGCAUGGAUGUGUGUGAUGUCCUUAGGUUAGUUAGGUUUAAGUAGUUCUAAGUUCCAGGGGGCUGAUGGCCAUAGAUGUUAAGUCCCAUAGUGCUCAGAGCCAUUUGAACCCACUGCUGGCGGCUCACCUCCAACUGCACAGCGCUACGCGCUGUUCACAUCCGACUGCCCAACACUACAAUAGCGAAUACUCCAACAACGCCAACCAACCACAGCCUGAACACAGCACAGUGAGUGAUUUUCAUACAGAGCGCUACGUGGCGUUACCAACAUAAAAACCUCUUGACCGACAUUGUGCCAAAUUCUGUCCAGUUAGAUCACAAAAAUCCCGAGCUCGUUGGAGGGGCCUGCCCAUAAUGCUCGAAAGGUUCUCAGUUAAGGAGAGAUCCGGCGCUCUUGCUGCCUAAGGAGGGGUUUGACAAGCACGAAUAGAAGUAUUAGAAACGGUGACUGCGAGCGGGCGGUCAUUACGUUACUAAGACAGCCCAGUGUGGCAUGACAUAAAGAGCAGCAAAAUGGGGCGUAGAAUAUCGUCGACGUACCACUGUGCUGUAGCAGUGCCGAAGAUGACAGCCAAAGGGCGUCCCGCUAUGAAAGGAAAUGACACCCCAGACCAUCACUCCUGGUUGUCGAGCUGUAUGGUGGGCGACAUUCAUGUUGGUAUCCCAUCCCUGCGUGGGACGUCUCCAGAUAUGUCUCCAGCCUGUAAUGGUCUUUGGAGUAGAAUUGUCAUCAGUGAUAAGUCCCGCUUGGAAAUGAACACCGAUGACCAGUGAAGACGUGAUGGAGAUGUCUUCGACAGUGGUGGGAUACCAAAUGACGAUGUUCUACGCCCCGUUUUGUUGCCCUUCGUUGCAAGCUAUACUGGGCCAACAUUUCAGAAAGAUAAUGCCUGCUCACACACCUUGGCCAGAAUGUCGCCAGAUCUCCCCCCAAUUGAGAACGUUUCGACCAUUAUGGGCAGCAACCUCCAACCAGUUCAAAAUUUUGAUGAUAUAACUUGCCAAGUGGACAGAAUUUGACACGAUAUCCCUCAGGAGGACAUCCGACGAUCCUGUCAAUGAAUGCAAAGCGCAAUAACUGGUUACAUUAGGACGAUUGGUGGACCAACGUGUUACUGACUUGCUCAACUUGUGAAGUUCUUUUUCUCGAAUAAAUCCAGUUUUCCGAAACUGUAAUCAUGUUUGUACAUGUACAUCACAGCUACCGAUUUCCGUCCCAUGUCCCAUUAGGGUAAUCCCUUCGUGGCCGGAAGCAUAAGCGACCAUUGCAAUCAAAAUAAGCUUCGCAUGUGAAAGGGGUCGAUGUCGAGAGAGAAAGAGAGAGAGAGAGAGAGAGAGAGAGAGAGAGAGAGAAAGAGAGAGAGAGAGAGAGAGAGAAGGGUUGUUUACUCUUCUUAUGACGCCCAAAAUUCUAGAAAAGUCAGUAGCCCCUCCGGAAACAUGGAGCUAAUCCAUCCGCUAUCACCAACAGAAGUGACAGACGACCUACCUCUCAAGGAAUGUCAGUAUGUAUUUCCGUGUCAGUGUAGCAUUUCGUAUAAAGAACACACUACUGGAAUAGCCGAGAAGUGCUAGAAACACUAGCAAAAAAGGUAAGCAAUUCGGUUAGCAUCGAGCACUGUUUGAGGUUUCUCUUUGCUUGUACCAUAUUUCAAAAGCUUGUAUUAGCUUCUUGUCCGAAUUUCUUGUCCGAACGUUUCACUUCUGUGCAUGCCUACACUCCACAAAUAUAUCUUCAGAAAAGACUUUUUAACAUAUGUAUUUAUAUUCUAUGUCAACAAAUAUAUGUUUUUCAGAAUUAUUCAUCACGCCGUUACCAGUCUGAUUUUAUAUCCUUUCUACUUGGACCAUCGUCACAUACUUUGAUGUUGAAAAAAUAGUGCUCAUCUACUGCUUUUAGUGUAACAUUUCCUACUAUAAUUGCCUGAGUACCAUCCAAUGUAAUUCGAAUAAAUACGAAUACUCUUCUUUUUCUCUAGUCGAUUUUCAUCUUAUAGUCUCUUGUAGGCACUAUACCUUCCAUUCAACUGCGCUUCGAAGUUCUUUGUCGUCCUAACAGAACUGCAAUGUCACCAGUAAAUCUCAAAGCUUGAAUCUCUUCUCCUUGAAAUUAAAUUUCCUUUAAAAAUUACUUCUUGGUUCCCUCUCAGCUUCCUCAGCGUACAGAUUGAAUAACAUCGAGAAUAGGCUACAACACUGCCUCAUUUCUGCUUUCAUUGCAUGUCCUUCAAGUCCAAUAAUUGCGAUCUGGUAUCUAGACAGGAUGUAAAUAACCUUUCGCUUCUUGUAUUUCAUCCCUAAAUCUUCAAAAUUUUAAAGAGUGUAAUCUAGUCGACUGUCAGGCCAUUCUCUAAAUACGAAACUGCAGUAAACCUUGAAUUACCUUCUUUCGACAUAUUUUCCGAGGUAAGUCACAGGGUCAGAAUUGCCUCGUAUGCUCCUACAUUUCUCCAGAAAUCACAUCAGUUUCCAAUCUUCUAUAAGUAAUACACAUCAAUAUUUUGCAACCCUGAGUUAUUAAGCUGAUGGUUCUGUAAAAUUCACACUUGUCAGCAUACGUCUUGUUAGCAGUUGAAAUUAUUACAUUAUUGCCUACAUCUUGCAUACCAGGUAGAACAGUUUAGACGUGGCCGCUUCUGUGACAGAAAUCAACAAUUCGGUGGAAAUUUUAGGUAGUCUGUGGACUUUGUAACGGCUUAGGGCUUUCAGUCCUUUCUCAAAUUGUUCUCGCAGUAUCGCAGCUCCGUUCUCAAUCUAGCUAUCUCCUCUUCUUUUUCUAAGUUACUGUCAUCAAGUUCGUUUCCCUUGUGUGAACCUUCUAUACACUCCUUGCACUCUUUAGACUUUUCAUUGUUUGGUACUGGAUUACCAUCUGAACUUUUUAUGUUCGUACAAAUGUUUCACUUUCCUUCAAAUAUCGCUUUAAUUUUCCAUGCUUCUAGAGUUUUGUACAUAUCCUCUAGCAAUUCCUACUUUCCCAUUUUCUACUUUCUGUCAAUCUCAUUUUUAGACGUCCGUAUUCCGUCUUGCCUGCAACGCCUCACACUUCACAAUGUCGCGGCAUCAAAGAAUCGACCACUGAAACAAGAUGACUAGGUUGAUAGUCGAAAAAUUUUGCGCAAAAAAAAAAUAAAA